GAUCCUAUAAGUUCACUUUUUGGCCUAUACUUUCUUGAAAUAUUUAUUUUAAGAAGAUGGAUCUGUCAGAGCUUGGAGAAACUGCAGCUUUCCUCAGAAGAAGUGAAACUGAUUUGCUUUUGACACCAACCAUGGCUUUUGAUGGAAAGCAGAAAUGCUGGGUUUGUGAUGAGAAGAAUGCCUACAUUGAAGCUGAGAUUAAGGGCAGUGAAGAAGACGGAAAAAUUAUUGUUGAGACUAAGGAUGGAAGGAGUCUGAGUGUCAAACAGGACCACAUCCAGCAGAUGAAUUCUGCAAAGUUUGACAUGAUUGAAGACCUGGCCAUGCUUACUCACCUCAACGAGGCAUCUGUGCUGCACACCCUGAAGAGGCGCUACGACCACUGGAUGAUCUAUACAUAUGCAGGUCUCUUCUGUGUGACUCUAAACCCUUACAAGUGGCUUCCAGUGUAUCAGAAAGAAGUCAUAGCUGCCUACAGAGGGAAGAGACGCUCAGAGGCUCCCCCUCACAUCUUUGCUGUUGCUGAUAAUGCCUUUCAGGUUAUGCUUCACAAUCGUGAGAACCAGUCUAUACUGCUCACAGGAGAAUCUGGUUCUGGAAAGACUGUGAACACCAAACAUAUUAUCCAGUAUUUUGCCACUGUUGCCACUAUGAGUAAAUCCAAGAAAAAACUGGAGGCUUUAGAAGAUCAAAUCAUACAAGUCAAUCCUAUCUUGGAAGCAUUUGGAAAUGCCAAAACUCUAAGAAAUGACAAUUCUUCUCGCUUUGGAAAAUUCAUCAGGAUGUACUUUGAUGCCAGCGGCAUGCUGUCAACUGCAGAUAUUGAGAUCUAUUUGUUGGAAAAAUCCCGGGUGAUUUACCAGCUUCCUGGGGAGAGGAAUUAUCACAUAUUCUAUCAAAUCCUGUUUGGAAAAAAAGAACUUCGUGAUCUGAUCCUGGUAUCUGCAAAUCCCUGCGAGUUUUGUGUUUGCUCCUGUGGAGCAGUUGCUGUGGACAGUAUGGAUGAUGCUGAAGAACUGCUGGCCACAGAAAAAGCCAUGGACAUCUUGGGCUUUCUUCCUGAGGAGAAGUACGGGUGCUUUAAGCUCAUUGGAGCCAUUAUGCACUUUGGAAACAUAAAAUUCAAACAGAAAUCCAGAGAAGGGGAACUGGAGGCAGAUGGCACGGAAAGCGCUGACAAAGCUGCUUUUCUCAUGGGUAUUAACUCCUCUGAGUUGGUGAAGGGCUUGAUUCAUCCUAAAAUGAAAGUUGGUAAUGAAUAUGUCAUCAAAAGUCAAAACGUAGAGCAGGCAACCUGUGCUCUUGGAGCCCUGUCCAAGUCAGUCUAUGGAAGCAUAUUUAAGUGGCUGGUGGCUCGAAUCAACAGAGUUCUGGAUGCUAAGCUGUCAAGGCAGUUCUUCAUUGGCAUUCUUGACAUCACUGGUUUUGAAAUUCUUGAAUGUAACAGCCUUGAGCAACUUUGCAUUAAUUUUACCAAUGAAAAACUACAGCAGUUUUUUAAUCAUCACAUGUUUAUUCUGGAGCAAGAGGAAUACAGGAAAGAAGGUAUUGACUGGGUGUCCAUUGACUUUGGUCUAGAUUUGCAAGCCUGCAUAGAUCUCAUUGAGAAGCAGCCCAUGGGCCUCCUUUCCAUCCUUGAAGAGGAAUGUAUGCUUGCUAAGGCUACAGACAUGACUUUCAAGACAAAACUCUUUGACAAUCAUUUUGGAAAGUCGGUUUAUUUCCAGGAGCCCAAACUUGAUAAGAAAGAGAAACAUGAAGCUCAUUUUGAACUUGUCCAUUAUGGAGGAGUGGUGCCUUAUAACAUCAAUGGUUGGCUUGAAAAGAACAAAGACCUUGUUAAUGAAACAGUGGUAGCUGUAUUUCAGAAAUCUUCCAAUAGAUUCCUGGCAAGCCUUUUUGAAAAUUACAUUGGUACUGACAGUGCUCUACAGUUUGGGGAGAAGAAACACAAGAAAGGAGCUUCACUCCAACUGGUUGCAUCUCUUCAUAAAGAAAACCUCAAUAAAUUGAUGAUUAAGCUGAAAUCAACAACACCUCAUUUUGUGAGAUGUAUAAAUCCCAAUGUGAGCAAAAUACCAGGUGUAAUAGACUCUUCCUUCGUUCUGCAGCAGCUGCGCUGUAAUGGUGUCUUGGAAGGGAUUAGAAUAUACUGCGAAGGUUUUCCAAACAGAAUGCCCUAUGAUGAUUUUAAACAAAGGUACUGCAUUCUGAACCCGAAGAUCUUUUCACAGAGCAAGUUUGUGAGCAACAGAAAAGCAGCUGAAGAACUACUUGGUUCCUUGGAGAGAGACCAUAGUCAGUACCAAUUUGGAAUCACUAAGGUGUUUUUAAAAGCUAGCUUUUUGAAUAAAUUGGAAGAAGAAAGAGACAAGAGACUAUCCACAGUCUUCACAUUAUUCCAAGCUAGAGCGCUUGGCAAACUGAUGCGAAUCAAAUUCCAGAAGAUUCUCAAAGAAAGGGAUGCAAUUCUUUUGAUCCAGUGGAACAUAAGAGCUUUCAUUGCUGUCCAGAACUGGACCUGGAUGAGGCUCUUCCUCAAGAUCAAACCCCUUAUUAAGUCUAUGGGCAUAGGAGCCAGAUUAAAGGAAGAGUAUGCACAACUGCAGAAAGCCUUGGAGAAUUCAGAAUCUCAGAGAGAGGUCCUGAAAGCAGAGAAAGUCUCCCUCAACCAGGAAAAGAAUAACCUGCUUCUUCAACUACAAGGCGAGCAAGAGAACCUGGCAAAUGUUGAAGGGCAGUGCGAGUUGCUGAUUAAAUCCAAGAUCCAGCUGGAGGCCAGAGUCAAGGAGCUGUCUAGGCGUGUGGAGGAAGAAGAGGAGAUAAAUUCCGAGCUGACUGCCAGGGGGCGGAAACUCGAAGAUGAAUGUUUUGAGUUGAAGAAAGAAAUCGAUGACCUGGAAACAAUGUUGGCCAAGUCAGAGAAGGAGAAGCAUGCUAUGGAGCACAAGGUCAAGAACCUGACAGAGGAGGUGGACUCUCUGAAGGAGGACAUUAACAAACUCAACAGAGCAACCAAAGAUGUGCAGGAAGCCUAUCAGCGGACUCAAGACUACCUGAACACAGAGGAGGAGAGACUCAGUGACUUGAGCAUAGCAAACCUGAAGCUGGGACAACAGGUAGAUGAGCUGGAGGGUACCCUUGAGCGGGAGAGGAAAGCCAGAAUGAACUGUGAAAGAGAAAAGCACAAACUGGAGGGUGAUUUAAAGGUGACCCAGGAAAAUGUGGAGCACCUGGAGCACAGCCAGUGGCAGCUGGCAGAACAGCUGAGGAGGAAAGAAUUAGAAAUGUGUCAGAUGAAUUCAAAGAUUGAAAGUGAAAAAGGCCUUGUGACUCAACAUCAGAAGAUGAUUAAAGAGCUUCAGAAUCAUGUAUGGAAUCUGAAAGAAGAAUUGGAGGCUGAAAAGACCACUAGGGCCAGGGUAGAGAGAGAGAAAGAUGCCCUCAUCCGAGACCUAGAAGAUUUGAAUGAGAGGCUGAAGGAGGCAGGAGGAGCCAGUUUGGCCCAGUUGGACAUAAAUAAGAACCAAGAAGCAAGAUUUCAGAAGCUUCACCAAGAUAUGGAAAAGGCCACGCAGCACUUUGAGGCAAUGUCUGCCUCUUUGAAAAAGAGGCAUGCAGAUAGCCUGGCCGAGUUCGAGGGCCAGAUAGAACAUCUACAGCAGGUCAAGCAGAAACUGGAAAAAGACAAGAGUGACUUGCAGCUAGAAGUGGAUGACCUCCUGACUCGCACUGAGCAGAUGACAAGAGCUAAGGUGAAUGCUGAAAAAUUCUGUAGUCUGUAUGAAAUGCACUUGAAUGAAGCAAAUACAAAACUAGAUGAGGUGACCCGGGUGGCAAAUGACCUGAAAGCACAGAAGACAAAGCUACAGAAUGAGAAUGGUGAAUGCCUAAAAAAACUGGAAGAAAAGGAGGCCAUGCUAAGUCAACUUUCCAGGGAAAAGAACCACUUCAUUCAGCAAAUUGAAGAGCUGAAAGGGCAGCUAGAAGAGGAGACCAGGUCUCAGAGUGUCCUGGCCCACGCCCUGCAGUCAGCCAAGCAUGACUUUGACCUUCUACGAGAGCAGUAUGAGGAGGAACAAGAAGCCAAGGCUGAGCUACACCGGGCCCUGUCCAAAGGCAACACUGAGAUGGUGCAGCUGAGAAUGAAGUACGAACAAGAAGCAAUCCAGAGAACUGAAGACCUGGAGGAGGCCAAAAAGAAACUGGCCAUUCAGUUACAGGAGGCUGCUGAAGCCACACAGGAAGCCAAUGCCAGGAAUGCAUCCCUGGAGAGGGCCAGGCACCAGCUGCAGCUUGAGCUUGGGGAUGCCCUGUCUGACCUUGGGAAGGCCCGCUCUGCAGCAGCUGCGCUGGACCAGAAGCUGCAGCACUCUGACAAGGCCCUUGCCGACUGGAGGGAGAAGCAGGAGGAGACCCAGGCCUUGCUGGACGCCUCUCAGAAGGAGGCCCGGGCUCUCAGCACUGAGGUCCUCAAGCUGAAGCACACCUGUGAGGAGAGCACUGAGGGCCAGGAGACGCUGAGGAGGGAGAAUGAGAGUCUCCAAGAACAGAUUUCCAGUCUGACCAACCAAGUUAGAGAAGGUACCAGAAACUUAACUGAAAUGGAAAGGGUUAAGAAACUGAUUGAACAAGAGAAGACUAAAGCCCAGAUGACACUGGAAGAAACAGAGGGAGCUCUGGAGCGGAAUGAAAGCAAGAUUCUUCGCAUCCAGCUUGAACUCUCAGAAGCUAAAGCGGAGUUUGAAAGGAAGCUUUCAGAGAAAGAGGAAGAAAUAGAAAAUUUUAGGAGGAAGCAGCAGUGUGCUAUUGAUGCUCUGCAGUCUAGUCUGGAUUCUGAAGCUAGGAGCAGAAUUGAGGCUACCCGGGUAAAGAAGAAGAUGGAAGGGGACCUCAAGGACAUGGAGCUCCAGCUUUGUUCUGCUCACCGCCAACUGUCAGAGGCAACCAAAUCUGUGGACCAGCUUCAGAGUCAAACGAAGGAUCUUCAAAUGCAGCUGGAUGACAGCACACAUCUGAACAGUGAUCUGAAGGAGCAGGUGGCUGUGGUUGAGAGACGCAACUCUCUUCUUCAGUCUGAACUAGAGGAACUGAGGUCUUUGCAAGAGCAGACAGAGCGUGGGCGCAAACUGGCAGAGAAAGAGCUCCUGGAAGCCACAGAUAGAGUCAAUCUUUUUCAUAUCCAGAACACAAGCCUUCUCAGCCAGAAGAAGAAACUGGAGGCUGAUGUUGCUCAGAUGCAAAAAGAUGCAGAAGAGAUGGUGCGGGUAUGUCAGAAUGCAGAAGAAAAGGUCAAGAAGGCAGACACUGAGGCAGCAAAUAUGUCAGAGGACUUGAAGAAGGAACAAAACACCAAUGCUCACUUACAGAGGAUGAGAAAGAAUAUGGAGCAGACAAUUAAAGACUUACAUAAAAGGCUGGAUGAAGCUGAGCAGACUGCCCUGAUGGGGAGCAAAAAGCAAACCCAGAAACUAGAAUCCAGGGUUCGUGAACUGGAAAGUGAGCUGGACGGGGAGGUCCGUCGCAGUGCAGAGGCCCAGAAGGAAGCUCGAAGGCUGGAAAGGGGCAUUAAAGAGCUGAACUCUCAGGCAGAUGAAGACAAGAGAAAUCUGAGCAGGAUGCAGACUAUGAUAGAUAAACUUCAGCUGAAAGUGCAAAGUUACAAGCAUCAAGUGGAGGUAGCGGAGGCACAAGCCAAUCAGUAUCUUUCCAAGUAUAAGAAGCAACAACAUGAGCUGAAUGAAGUGAAAGAAAGGGCAGAGGCAGCAGAAUCUCAACUCAAUAAGCUCAAAAUUAAAGGAAAAGAGUUUGGAAGAAAGGUUCGUGAAGAAUAAGCAGCUCCUUCUUACAAAGGACAGUGACCAGACAAAGAAGAAGAAGAUGCCAUUUUAUGGUUAAAAUCUUCAAUUGCAUUUGAAACAAACAUUUCAAAAUGUGUAAUUUUGUGAUAUGGAAAGCAAUUUCAACAUAGUGAUUGGAAAAAUGUAAAAAUUAUGGAGAAUUUCAUCACUCCCAAUGUUAAUGGAAGGUUUUGAUCCUCAACUGCAAGAUUAUCUUCUAACAAUUGAUAUUUAAGAUUAAAUAGAUGCAAGAAUCUUUUCAAUUCUGAGGUUAAAAAGAAACACUGCAUAGGACUCAUAGAAGAUAUUCUCAUACUGAUUAUACCCCAUGGGUCUAGGGCAUGUUGAUAUCACUAAAGUUAGCUAAGUUUGCUUAAUUCAUUGCCUGAUUCAUUAAACUAUAUAAGCCUAAUUCAUUAAAAACAUAUAAACCUAUAUUUUUAGUCCUGAAAAUGGAUGCAGCUAUAAUCACAUUAGGCACUUUGAACCUUAAGCAAAACUAUCAUAAUCCACACACAUAUAGGCCAGAUGGUGGGGGGAAUUUAACCGAUGAGGCAAAGUCACCCAACAAAAGCUUCAGUGACAGGUGUAUACGGGCUUUGUAAUGUGGCUGUGCAGCUUAGCAGGAGGAGCAGGUCCCAGAAUUUCUGCUUGCAUGACUCUGGAUUAGAGUUGGUUACAGGAGGAAUUUGUAGGUAGAUAAGAUAGGCCAGUGUAAGAGAAGGAACAUCAGUAUAAUGUCCCUAGGUGCUGUGAUAGCUCAAAGAUAUUACCCCAGGGCAAAAAAAGUGAGCUGGCAGAGAUCACAAAUAACCCUCUGGAAUGCCAGAGCCCUGGGCCUGUAGUGCCUCUUCCUAUCAAGACUCCUUCGGCCCUGCAGAAUGCUGGCCAGGUGUGUAUAGAUUCAAGGCAGCCAGCACCAGCUUUCUCUGAAGAAUACCCACAGUGCUGCCACGGAGGCCACGAAUGACACAAGCAGGGUCCAGCUUGCUCUUACGAUGACACCCCUUUAUCCUUGCUCUUUUUUUAAAAUUAGAUAUUUCAUUUUAUUCCAGAUUAGUAUAGUGAGGAAUUAAAAACAGUAAUAUAUACCACUAGAAGAAGCUUGCUGUAUUUUCUUUUUUUUUUUAUUUAAAGAAAAGGAAACAAAAGAAUACAUGGAGAUAAAAAAAAGGGGUAGAAAUAAUACAAACUUACAGAAAAACAAACGGUAAGAAAUUGCUGAUUGAUAAGUUACACAUUGUCAUCUUAGAAAUAGCUGUUCAUGUUAUAGAAUUAAAGUAUUUAGAAUGACAUUCAUAAAGUGACACUACAAACCCUUCUGCUCUAUAAUCGAACAAGAGCUCAGUAAUAUAGAUAUCAGUCCUACACAUUUGUUUUACAUCUCAAAGAGGGUAAGAUUAAACAUAUCAAAACAGAGCAUAGCAGUUGAAAAAACAAUUUAAAGAAAUACAGAUUUCGUAGCAAGCUUGCUGUAUUUUCCUGUUUCCUCAAUUUUUUCUCACUGUCUUUUUGGAUAGACAAUAUCCAAGUUAUCACUUCGUAGUCACAAUUAACAGUUUUUGAUUUCUUAUUUCUUUUAAUUCAAUAUCCUCUUCCAGUUUCUCACUAAUUCCUGUGUAUUCAAAUACUACUUUAAUCUAUAGAUAUAGUCUGAGGCUAUAUUUUAAAAUGUAUGGCACAGUUCCUAGCACAGAGUUUGACUCAUAGUAACAUAGUCAACAAAAGGAAUCAAAUGAAUGAGCAAACUGUUAGCUUGUUUCAGAGAUAUUUUAGACAUCUUGUACUCAAUAUAUCCAAAAUACAAUUAUCUUUGUUCCAAUAUUUCUGUAUUUCCCUAUUUUCAUUUAUAGACUGUCAUCCACUUAUUAAUUAAAAGCCUCAGUUACUCUCAAAUCCUACUUUAUCCUUUACCAUUCACAUUCCAAAUCUCCAUGUUAAUGAUCUAACAUUUCAACUUUCUUCAGUUCCUCUUUCCCCUCAAUAACGGAAAUCAUCUUUUAACUUGAGUGUAUGACUGGAAUGCUUAACACCUUUUAUGAUUGUGAAUCUGACUAAUUAGUUUAAAUAUGGCCUUCUCUGGGAGGCCUUAUCAUCCUCUUUCAUACAAAAUUUGUCACUAAAGCAUAUGCACUCUCUAGUAUGCUUGUUCAUGUAGCAAAUUAUCAAGUUAUACAAUCCUCUCCACUUCCCUAUUUCAAAAUAUGCCUUCAGUCAAUACUACAGUGCUGAGGAUGGGACUUAGUUUCUCCCAGGUUCAAUUCUUUUUAUUUUAUUUUAUUUGAUUUUAUUGUAAAGAGAUAAAGCCAAGCAAAACAAAACAGAAUAAAGCCAAUCAAAAUAAACCAGUGUAAGUGACACAGGACUGCAAAACAAUAUGAAAUCAACAAUGGUUACCAGAAUGCUUCUUGCUGUUCUCAAAAUAGCUGCAGAUACCCUCAGAAGUAGUGAAAAUCAAACAGAGCAGAACAGAACCAAUAAAAACAAAACCAUGAAUGCAAUGAAGGACUUCAAAACAAGACAGUAGUACAUCCAAAAAGGCUACAAUAAUAUAUCUUGCUAUCUUUGAAAUGGCUGCCUAUGCCAUCGGAUAACAACAAAGUCAAACAAUAAAACCCAACCCAACAAAACAAUGAAAAUGACACAGGACUUCAAAACAAGAUAACAGGGAAUUAACAAUGGCUGCCCCUUUCACAAGGAGAUCCCCAGCAGAUGCCACACUGCAUGCCGUUACCUUCUGAAUAGAUGAUCAGACCACCGGCCUUAGACCUGCAAAAUCAGUGAAAUACCGAACACCACAAGCAUCACACUGCAUUUCACCUUAGUAGCUAUCACAACCUGUGUUUCUCCAGAUCAGUCAGUCACUUAUGGGGCAGGGGUGGGGGUGGGAAGUUGGCUCUUCUUGUUUUCUAUGUCAGAAGGGGCUGGGCCUGGCUGUUCCCCUAGGAGCAGUGACCCACGCAUGGCACUGAUUCACAGGGAGGGUUGCUUACUGGUAAAUUCUGGUUCUCUUCCCCACCACAGUCUGAGAAUGGUGCUGACUUACGGGAAAAGGCUAGCAUCUGGCUUUUCCCGGGCAGCUACCCGAACAUCAUCUUUGCUCUUCUUGUUCCAUAGUCCUCUCUCCCUCCUGACCCUGGUGCACUGAUCCACAGUCACACUGGCAUAACUCUCACAUUUGUGUAAAAUUGCAGCCAUAUAAUAAACUCUAUUCUCUUUGAUUGUCAA
This is a messenger RNA of Cavia porcellus (domestic guinea pig), 9068 nucleotides long. It is a transcript of the gene Myh15, whose product is annotated as myosin heavy chain 15. The record is from RefSeq and is a predicted model, not a curated record. NCBI's taxonomy places the organism in Eukaryota, Metazoa, Chordata, Mammalia, Rodentia, Caviidae. Gene Ontology annotation, molecular function: ATP binding; actin filament binding; microfilament motor activity. Gene Ontology annotation, cellular component: myosin II complex; myosin filament; cytoplasm. The transcript is spliced from 41 exons. Bases 57 to 5834 code for a protein of 1925 amino acids.